Rhinocladiella mackenziei CBS 650.93 is the source of this 954-nucleotide messenger RNA. RefSeq lists its product as uncharacterized. Lineage: Eukaryota; Fungi; Ascomycota; Eurotiomycetes; Chaetothyriales; Herpotrichiellaceae. The transcript is spliced from 3 exons. The coding region runs from base 1 to 954 and encodes 317 amino acids. The record is from RefSeq and is a predicted model, not a curated record.
AUGGGGGAAGGUCUCGCCACCGAACCAGACGCCAAACCUCUUCCUUAUGGCAAAUCUCCCGCUAGAAAAGCUUCCCGCCCAAAACAUCUGAAGCGAACGAGCACCGCCUUUGGUGGCACAGUUCCUCGCGUUUUGUCUCCUACCGAAAACACGGCCAAAGUGGAAGAGAGGGAGAAGGAGAAGGAGAUGGCGGCCAGUUUCUUGCAAUUCUGCGCCAUGUGCGAGAAACAAAUCAUGACUCCCUGCAACUCGAUCCUUUACUGCAGUGAAGCCUGUCGUCGCAAAGACUCAGUCAAACCCCUGUCUGCGUCAAACAUUCCCUCCCCUCCAAGAUCAGCAUCAACGCCCUCCUCUCCCCGCCCGACGCAACCUCUACGCACCUCAAGCGCCUCUCCCGACUUCGACAAGCACACGCCCGUCCUCCGAAUACCAGCCGACAGGCAUGACCACAAGCCCGAUCUUGACCCGACCGAAUGGAAGCCCAAAUUACCACAUCGUGGGGCCUCAGAGGCCUUUCGCUAUCUCUCGCGCUUCCAUCAGACCAUGACUGCAUCUGAGGGGGGCGAGCAUGUAAAAAUAGACCGCCCACGGACAGCACGACACAAGAGCACAACGAGCAUGACGACUACGACGAGCACCACGACUCCAAGUCUAGGAAACACGCCCACGACGGCGUCCUCUAGCUUCGACAGCAUCAGCCUCUACGACUUUGGCUUGCGCCCUCUCCCCCCGCGCCAGAACCCGAUGUACUCGAAUAGUGCAGGGCACUCGAAGGGCAUUGAUCUGGUGACGCCGCAUGUCCCACCUCCCACAUCGGACGUGAUCGCAAGUUCUGUCCCUGACCACGACGACACCGAAUUCUGGGCCAAAAAGCGUGUCGUUGUCCCUGGAGCCGGAUCGACUCCACGAGGAGAUGGACUAGGUGCGCUGUUCGGGAGGGAUAGAGCCACCUGA